This is a messenger RNA of Dunckerocampus dactyliophorus (ringed pipefish), 5940 nucleotides long. RefSeq names its product potassium voltage-gated channel, shaker-related subfamily, member 2b (gene kcna2b). Bases 628 to 2130 code for a protein of 500 amino acids. Lineage: Eukaryota; Metazoa; Chordata; Actinopteri; Syngnathiformes; Syngnathidae. The record is from RefSeq and is a predicted model, not a curated record. Gene Ontology annotation, cellular component: axon terminus; juxtaparanode region of axon; membrane. The transcript has 4 exons. Gene Ontology annotation, molecular function: delayed rectifier potassium channel activity; protein binding. Gene Ontology annotation, biological process: protein homooligomerization; potassium ion transmembrane transport.
AGGCGCGCCAUGCAGAAGCUUAGUAUGCACUGCGAUGCCCAACUGCAGCCCACGCAUCUCCACGAUGGUGGAUGUAAGUGACAGAUGAGAGACGGGGGAAUCGCAGGCUGCUCUACACGGCCGUGACGAGAUGGCACAGCCGCUGGACGUGCGAGUCAAAUAAAAGGCAAGAAGGAUAAAUAUGAAGGCUCACUACCACCGCAAAGGAACACUUUAAGAGGAACCAAACUGGAUAACAUUUCAUACAUCUGCGCAUCAAGAGAAAGAGGGAGAGGGCUUCAAAUGGCUUGAGCAUGUUUGGCACCUGUCACUCCCAACUCACCAGCGACUGCCAAUCAACAACAGUACAUGGUCAUGUUGAAAAGACCCAGUGCAUGAGCUUGGCUGCUUGCCUGAAAUGCCUGACUAGGAUUGAGCCGGAGUUUUUGGUGAUGUAUGGCUGGAAGUAAAGUGAAGAAGCUGCUUGGACGGCAAGGGGUGACUUUGAUACUUCUGCUGGGCAUGUUGAGCAUCAACGCUGCAGCAACUCUAAGCAACGCAAAUAACACAGGUCUUCAAAAGUGUAUCUUCAGUGGCCAAACUUGGCCCCACCUCAUUUGAAAGCUGCAGGUCCCAUCACCUUCCACCAUGACGGUUGCUACCAACGACCCGACAGAUGAAGCGGCAGCACAUCCGGGUCAGCCUCAUGACCAGUACGACCCAGAGCCGGAUCAUGAGUGCUGCGAGAGGGUCGUCAUCAACAUCUCGGGUUUACGCUUUGAGACGCAGCUUAAGACCCUGUCCCAGUUUCCGGAGACACUCCUCGGCGACCCCAAAAAACGAAUGAGAUACUUUGAUCCCCUCCGGAAUGAAUAUUUUUUUGACCGCAAUCGACCAAGUUUUGAUGCUAUUCUUUAUUAUUACCAAUCAGGAGGGAGGCUGCGCCGGCCUGUUAAUGUCACUCUUGAUAUUUUUUCUGAAGAGAUUCGCUUCUAUGAGCUGGGCGAGGAGGCUAUGGAAAUUUUCAGGGAGGAUGAAGGUUUCAUAAAGGAAGAGGAGCGCCCACUGCCAGAGAAUGAGUUCCAGAGACAGGUGUGGCUGCUCUUUGAGUACCCAGAGAGCUCAGGUCCAGCUCGCAUCAUUGCCAUCAUCUCUGUCAUGGUGAUUCUUAUCUCGAUUGUUAGCUUUUGUCUGGAGACGCUGCCAGUUUUCCGAAACGAAGACGAGGAGAUGUACAAUUAUCCCUUCCAAACUAUUUCCAAUGUCACUACGACUUAUGACACAUCAUCAUACUUUACUGACCCUUUCUUCAUUGUGGAGACGCUUUGUAUCAUCUGGUUCUCAUUUGAGUUCCUCGUCAGGUUUUUCGCAUGUCCCAGCAAAGCUGGAUUUUUUGGCAACAUCAUGAACAUCAUUGAUAUUGUGGCAAUCAUUCCCUACUUCAUCACCCUUGGCACAGAGUUAGCAGAGAGGCCAGAAGACAGAGAGGCAGGACAGCAGGCUAUGUCCUUAGCAAUUCUCCGUGUCAUUCGUCUUGUCAGAGUGUUUCGCAUUUUCAAACUCUCCCGCCACUCCAAGGGACUCCAGAUCUUGGGGCAGACUCUGAAGGCCAGUAUGCGUGAGCUCGGACUCCUCAUCUUUUUUCUUUUUAUUGGCGUCAUCCUCUUUUCCAGUGCUGUUUAUUUUGCCGAAGCAGACGAGCCAGAAUCCCAGUUCAGCAGCAUCCCAGAGGCCUUUUGGUGGGCAGUGGUUUCCAUGACAACCGUGGGGUAUGGCGACAUGGUCCCGACAACCAUUGGUGGAAAGAUCGUGGGCUCUCUUUGCGCUAUCGCUGGCGUGUUGACCAUCGCGCUGCCAGUGCCAGUUAUUGUGUCGAACUUCAACUACUUUUACCACAGAGAGACGGAGGGCGAAGAACAGGCUCAGUAUUUAAAUAUCCCCAGCGUGCCUAAGGCCAGCUCAGCUGAUGACCUAAAGAAGAGUGGCCGCAGUGGCAGCGGGUCAACUCUCAGUAAGUCGGAUUAUGUGGAGAUUCAGGAGGCCGCCAACCACAGCACUGAGGACUUCAGACCAGAGGGCAUGAAAACAGGAAACUGCACUCUUGCCAACACCAACUAUGUAAACAUCACUAAGAUGCGUACGGAUGUAUAAUGUGAGAUAUAAUGUCAGCUAUUAUUAAUCUGGCGUCUGCAGAGACUGGAACAGGAAGCUAAAAAUGGGGCCCCUGAUUACCAAUAGUUGGGGUCCAGUGUUGGAGUCCAAAGCAGGUGAAAAGUUAAGUUAAAGUCAGCAGGAGAAGACCUUAUGCUUGCUCAUAUCUGAGAGAACUUGAGCACAUCAUAGACCUGCAACGUGUCUUAUAUGGGAUAUCAUUAGCUUCUGCAUGGAGUUAGUCUUAUAUGACAGUAGUUGUCCAGCUCGCAAACGUAGCCAAAUAGUAGCCUAGGAAGUAAUAAUCAUUAUUAAAAGCCUAAUGGGACCACUUGUUGCUACCUUAUAGUACCAACUGCGGCCAGAAGACGACGCACAAUAAGAUAGGGAUGAUGUUUAUUUUAAAAUGUAAGUGAGGCCAUACUGUCAGCAAAAUGUGUUGCUCCAACUGCCAAGGUCCCAGCUGUACUGUCAAGAUCAGCAACAGUGGAAGACAGUGAUGCUAAUACCCAUCUGGUCCGAUGGUCAUUUAAUGCUCGCUCUGUAAAAACAAUAGGUCCCUUAAGAACCUAAGUGCACUAGCAUUCUUCGCUUCUGAUUAUCUGUACUAGUGGUCUCCGUAGAGACCAACACAUGCACCACGGGAAAGUGAUGCAUAUGAGGACCACAAAAAUGCACUACUUUCUAAUCUAAUACCUAAUAAAUCGACUUGUGUUUCCUCAAGAAGCAUUUGUGGAUAUACAGGAGGUACACACCAUCAAGUGUUAUCAGCCAAUAUCGCCGAAGAGAGUGAAUGUCUCCUUUAUAAAUCGCAGGUUCAUUUGGUACUCAGCUGAUAAAGAAGAUAAAGAAUGAAGGUCGCGUUGUACAUCCGUGCCUAUUUGUAAUUUUAUUUAGCUUUGCCUUUAAGUGUCUCUUUAACUGCCACCCAGCCCAACUGUAACAGGAAUACUAUUUAGUUUGACCACACUGCCCGACAUAAACAAUGCUGUCCUUAACUUCAUAGCAUUCCAUCUUUGUAGAAAGAGACAUGUGAAUAAGUAACAAAAGAUGUGAUAUUUCAUCAUUUGUAUUAACACUUAUGACAGCAGGGGUAACUUAUUGCUUAAAUGUACAGCUAAUUAAGGCUUUUACUGUAUUAACCCUACCUACCCAAGAAAGCAUGAGGAACACAUAAAUAAUAAAUAAAUAGCAAGCUUUGUCGUGGUGCGCUUUAUACAAUACAAUAAAAUGCAUCAUGUAUUUUUAUUUGCUCGCUGUUACUUAAGAAAACGUGAUAGCAAAGAACCAAAGAAAAACAUGGUGCCACCUGGAUUAACAUCUUGGGUUGUAAAAAACAGGCAUGCUCAGAAUUUAUACAGUAAAUUUGUGAACCCAUAGACUUUGAACAAUCAUUCCAAUGGUGCCCAUAAGCCACUGCAGACCUGUAGGUCACAUUCUUCAUCAGCAUUUAUCAAUCAAUGCUAUUCUGCUCUUGUAGUGCUGCAUGUCUUUGGAAGUAAUCAUGGUAGCAUGCAUUAGUAUGAAUAAUACUAGCAAACUGACUCAAAUACUGUAUACUCCAUUGUAUUUAUAGGCACUGCAGGCAUUAUACAGUAUGCAGGAAAUGGAAGACAUGGGUGCUUCAUAAUGAUGUGUGAUGCUUGUACACAUGCACCUUUGUAUUGGGUUGCUAUUUCACGUAUUAUAUGAGCUUCAAACCAUGUGAAAGUGACCAUUGUGCAAGUUCAGGAAGACAAAGAGUCACUUCACCAUGAGAUGAACAGAGAAAUUAGUGUGAUGAGAGAUAAUUCCUUGUAAGAGAAACCUGUGACCCUCAGUUCAGACAUGAUUAGUCUCUUAUUCCUGUCAAGAUGGUUGCUUACUGAGCCUCUGAGCACCUAUUUUGUCAAUGACACUUUGUUUCUUCAGCCAAGUAUAUCUCAAUCGACUCAGAGUGUCCAUAGCUGAAAUUAAACUGUAAAACCAUCAUGUUCAGGGAGGAUGCGUAAUAUUGAGAAAGAGAGCAUUCAGCUUGUAUCUCUACAGUUUGCAUAUUCUUCAGCACACUGUUUACUGCUUGAGUGUGUAUUCACAUUCAUGUGUAUAGCAAGCACAAUAAAAUGAGGGGAUUCGAACAUGAGGUCAGAUCUCUUGUACAUGCAUGUGCUGAAAGACAAGCUGAAUGAUCAAUCGAGGGCAGGAAUUAAACCAUUGGAAAGUUAGAUAAACGCUGCCUAUACACUUCCUGAGGUUUUUUUUUUCUGAUGUGUAUUUUCUAUGUGCACUUUUAUGUCUUUACAGUAUGUGGCCUGAAAGCUGUAUGUCAGGACCUCCGUGAAUCAUAUUUUGGUCCACAAACACAAAGUUUUCAAAAACAAAACAUGCCAUUUGAGCAACCAUUGUGACAGGACACUUUGGAUUAAGAAAAUCAGCACAGGAUACACAAAACAACUCAACUGAUGAUUACAUAUACAGUAUAUAUCUAGUCUGUACAUGCAGAAACACACUGCCUACAAGCGCACACUUGUACUGUAACAUCUGCUGUCCAUACUGACACCUGUGGUUACAUCAGUCAAGGCCACCAAUGCAAAUACAGUAGCCAAGUACAUGUUGUAUUGUACUAGCACCUCGGCUUUACAUUACAUGACGGAUGCUUGUGUGGCAUGGAAUCUAAGAGUCUGCUUGCAGAACUUGUCCCACUCAAUGACGUAUAGAUUCAAGAUUCAAGAUUCAAGAGAGUUUUAUUGUCAUGUGCAUGGUAAAACAGCAGUUAUACCAUGCAAUGAAAAUCUUAUUCUGUUCAUUCUCCCAAGAAAAGAAAGAAAACAAAUGAAAGAAUAAGAACAUAAGAAACAUAAACACAUAAACAUAUAUACCAAUAAAUUAAGCAACAACAACAGACGAGACAUUAAUACAAGUAAAUAAUACAAAUAAAUAAAUAAAUAAAGUGCUAUGAGUGUGUGCGUGUGUUGCGUGCGGCGUGUGCGAGUGCUUCGUUGAGGAGCCUGAUGGCCUGUGGGUAAAAACUGUUUGCCAGCCUUGUGGUCCUGGACUUCAAACUCCUGUAGCGUCUGCCUGACGGUAGGAGUGUGAAUAGUGAGUGUUGUGGAUGUGUGCUGUCCUUGAUGAGGUUGUGUGUUCUUCGUAGGACUCUAGAUGUAUAAAUGUCUUGCAGUGUGGGGAGGGCUGCCCCAACAAUGUUCUGUGAGGUCUUGAUCACCCGCUGGAGUGCCUUCCUAUCACGUGUUGUACAGUUACCGUACCAAACAGUGAUGGAGGCGGUAAGGACACUUUCGAUAGUGCAUCUGUAGAAGCAACUCAGGAUUGUGGUGGACAUGCCAAAUUUCCUCAGUCUUCUCAGGAAGUACAGUCUCCUUUGGGACUUCUUCAGAAUUUGUUGGGUGUUGUGAGACCAGGUGAGGUCCUCGCUGAUGUGUGUGCCAAGGAACUUGAAGGUUUUCACCCUCUCCACCUCAGUCUCAUCAAUAAACAGGGGUCUAUGCGGCUCCUUUUCCCUUGUUCUUGGGUCGAUGAUCAUCUCUUUAGUCUUAUCUGUAUUGAGAAGGAGAUUGUUAUCACGACACCAAGCUAUGAGGUCCGCCACCUCUCUUCUGUAUGAUGUUUCAACACCACCAGUGAUCAGUCCGAUGACUGUAGUGUCAUCUGCAAAUUUAAUGAUGCUGGUGUUGUUCUGGGAGGCCACGCAAUCGUAGGUGAAGAGCGUGUAGAGGAGUGGACUCAGCACACACCCCUGUGGGGUCCCAGUGCUCACAAUUCUUGAGCUGGAUGUGCGGUUGUGGACUCUGACUGACUGGGGCCUGCCUGUGA